This is a messenger RNA of Fukomys damarensis (Damara mole-rat), 1910 nucleotides long. RefSeq names its product protocadherin alpha-1-like. Gene Ontology annotation, biological process: homophilic cell-cell adhesion. The record is from RefSeq and is a predicted model, not a curated record. NCBI's taxonomy places the organism in Eukaryota, Metazoa, Chordata, Mammalia, Rodentia, Bathyergidae. Gene Ontology annotation, cellular component: plasma membrane. The transcript is spliced from 3 exons. Bases 216 to 1910 code for a protein of 564 amino acids. Gene Ontology annotation, molecular function: calcium ion binding.
UCUUAAAAUUCAUAUUAGCCACAUGAUGUCGCUGUAUACCACAAAGUCUUAAGGAAAGGGUGUUCCGGUCACUAAAAACUAAAGGAAGAAGCUCCAUUUUGUCACAAUCUAAGAGAAGACUAAAAUGGUAAGGAGAUAAAUGUUUGAAAGUAUGAAGUAAAUAAGUAUGAUUUUGAAGUAAAGCGAGAGAGGUAGAAAGGUGUGGCGUCUUUGCGAUGCUGUUUGCCAGGGCAGGAGGCCUGACAGCUUGGCGCUUGCUGCUCUCGCUUCUCCACUUCGCAGCCUGGGAGGCUGGGAGCGGCCAGCUCCACUACUCGGUCCCCGAGGAGGCCAAACACGGCACCUUCGUGGGCCGCAUCGCGCAGGACCUGGGGCUGGAGCUGGCGGAGCUGGUGCCGCGCCUGUUCCGGGUGGCGUCCAAGGAGCGCGGGGACCUUCUGGAGGUAAAUCUGCAGAAUGGCAUUUUGUUUGUGAAUUCUCGGGUCGACCGGGAGGAGCUGUGUGGGCGGAGCGCGGAGUGCAGCAUCCACCUGGAGGUGAUCGUGGACAGACCGCUGCAGAUUUUCCACGUGGAGGUAAAAGUAGAAGAUAUUAACGAUAAUCCCCCGGUCUUCAGAGGUAGACAGCAACGAAUUUUUAUUCCUGAAAAUAGGCAGCUGGGUUCACGUUUUCCGAUAGAGGGCGCUGUUGAUGCAGACACUGGUGCUAAUGCUCUUCUAAUUUACAACCUCAGCCCCAAUGAUUACUUCUCUUUGGAUGUACAGGCAAGUGAUGAACUAAGUAAAUCUCUUUCGCUUGAAUUGAAGAAAUCUUUGGAUAGAGAAGCAACACCAGAACUUCAUUUAUUAUUGACAGCCACAGACGGGGGCAAACCAGAGCUGGAAGAUACAGUUCAGCUGAUGAUCUUAGUGCUUGAUGUUAAUGAUAAUGCCCCAGUGUUUGCCCAGGCACUGUACAGAGUACACUUAUUAGAGACUGUGGCAAAUGGAACAUUAGUGACUACGUUAAAUGCCUCAGAUGCCGAUAAAGGUGUAAAUGGUGAAAUUGUCUUUUCCUUUGGCAAUGAUGGGUCUCCCAACAUUAAAGAAAAAUUCAAAAUUGAUUCCAGCUCAGGAGAAAUUAGACUAAUUGAUAAUUUGGAUUAUGAAGAAGCAAAAUCCUACGAAAUUCAGAUAAAGGCAGUUGAUAAAGGAAGUCCUCCUAUGUCCAGUCACUGCAAAGUUUUGGUGAAAGUGCUGGAUGUCAAUGACAACACACCGGAAGUAGUGAUCACUUCUCGGUCUUUGCCUAUCAGAGAGGACGCUCCCUUUAGCACCAUCAUUGCCCUCAUUGCGGUGUCCGACCGCGACUCGGGUGUUAACGGGGAGGUGACCUGCUCGCUGACACCCCACGUCCCCUUCAAGCUGGUGUCCACCUUCAAGAACUACUAUUCCCUGGUGCUGGACAGCGCCCUGGACCGGGAGAGCGCCUCUGACUACGAGGUGGUGGUGACAGCCAGGGACGGGGGCUCGCCCUCGCUGUGGACCACGGCCACCGUGUCCGUGGAGGUGGCCGACGUGAACGACAACGCGCCGGUGUUCGCGCAGGCCGAGUACACGGUGUUCGUGAAGGAGAACAACCCCCUGUUGGUGCUCACGCUGCUGCUGUACACGGCGCUGCGCUGCUCGGCGGCGCCCACGGAGAGCGCGUGCGGGCCUGGCAAGCCCACGCUGGUUUGCUCGAGCGCGGUGGGUAGCUGGUCCUGCUCGCAGCAGAGGGGGCAGAGGCUGUGCUCUGGGGAGGGCCCGCCCAAGACGGACCUCAUGGCCUUCAGCCCCGGCCUCUGUCCAAGUUUGAGCACGUCUGAAAGAAAUGAAUAUACUGAAGCAAAUUCGAAUCUUUCUGCUAAUAUGUGUCUUGAAUUGAACUAA